AUGCAAAAGGUAGUGGAGUGGCUGAUUGAUUGCUGCUUUCGGCCUCCACGUGAAGGAUAUGAUAAUGAACGAACUGCAAUUGCAAUAACAUCCGGAGAUUCUGUAUAUCUUCGACAUCCAAUCACAUUUCGAAAUUCAAACGGGAAGAAAUUAGUAGGAUCACUAUGGUAUGAUAAAGAUUACGAUAUACCUCAUUAUUGUCUUGUUUAUUUGCAUAGUUUAGGAUCAAAUCAAUUUGAAUCACUUGAUCUUGUUCCAUUCAUCUGCAGUAACAAAUUAGCACUUUGUUCGUUUGAUUUUUCGGGAUCAGGCAACUCCGAAGGUGGCUAUAUACCUCUUGAUGGAUCCGGAAUAGAAGAUGUAGAAGCUUGCAUUUCCGCCUUAACCGAAUCAUUCCAUUUUGAAAAAUACGCAGUUUGGGGAAGAUCCAUGGGAGCCGCAAUUGCUCUCCAUAGUGCUUCUGAAUUAGAUAAAUUUUCUUGCUGUGUUGCCGAUUCUGCUUUUAAAGAUACUGAAUCCGUGGUUUAUGACCAAGCACACUUAAACGGAAUUCCUUCUUUUAUUAUUCCAAUAGUCAAAAGAAUAAUUUCAAUCAAGGCAAAGGAAAUACUCGGAACAAAUAUUAUUUCACCUUAUCCUAUGGCCUCAUUACAUAAAUCAAAAACACCUCUUUUAAUAGGUCAUGGAAAGCAAGAUUCAUUCAUUACAGUUUCUCAAGCAAAUGCUAUCUUUGAAGUAUACGGAUGCGAUGAUAAAGCAGUUUACGUAUUCGAGGGUUGUCACAAUACAACCAGAUGCUCUCAAUGGUUUGAGCAUGCUUCUCGUUUUAUUCAUCGGAAACUUGGUUUGGAACCAAGUAAACGAUAUUACGAUAAUGUAGUAAAUAAUGCAGACAUACACUCCGGAACCAAAGGUGUUGUAUAUUUCGAUAUUAAUUGCGCAAUGCGCGAUUAUCGAAAAUUCAGAAAAAUAUCUUCUAAAUUAGAUGAUGAAGAAAGAAUUCAUAACUCAGAUGUGUCAACGGAUUUAAAAUCCGCAUGA
Molecule: messenger RNA, 1041 nt
Organism: Trichomonas vaginalis G3
Lineage: Eukaryota; Parabasalia; Trichomonadida; Trichomonadidae
Product: palmitoyl-(protein) hydrolase protein
Exons: 1
Coding region: 1-1041 (346 amino acids)
Source: RefSeq, a predicted model, not a curated record